Molecule: messenger RNA, 2465 nt
Organism: Brassica rapa (field mustard)
Lineage: Eukaryota; Viridiplantae; Streptophyta; Magnoliopsida; Brassicales; Brassicaceae
Product: probable glutathione S-transferase DHAR4
Biological process (GO): ascorbate glutathione cycle; cellular oxidant detoxification; protein glutathionylation
Molecular function (GO): glutathione dehydrogenase (ascorbate) activity
Source: RefSeq, a predicted model, not a curated record
AUAAAAGGUUGUUGGAUCUAUUCACUAGACUUAACUAUUUUUUUGGUUUCACCCUAUAUUUUUCUAACUAUAUACUAAUCAGUUACCUUAUAUUUCUCUACCUAUAAAAUAACCAAUGCUCUUAUUUAAUACUCAACUUACUAUAAUACACCAAAGAUUUAUACAUCAAUAUUAUUAAUUCAAAAUCAUUGAUAUAUUUUACCCCUAUUUUUCCUUAGAAUAUUACUUUUGUGCCACUAAACCUAUUAAAAAAAUAGAUUAUUUUAUAACUAAUUUAAUAAUCAUACAACCCACGAUCAUUUUUCUUUAACAAAAGCAGUUACUAUAAAAACAUUUGGAUUUAUUGGUAAUUAAAGUCUGAACAAUACCAUACUUUUAAUUCAUAUUAAAUGUUUUAUGACCCAAACUAACAUAAAAACAUGAUGCAAGUACGGUUAACAGAAAGUUAAAAACAUGAUACCAUUCGACGGUCAAAAUAUAUUAACUUCCAAUUACGAUUAGAGAAAUACUUCACACUACAACAAAUAAGCUUAAUUAUAUUUUAAAAUUAUAGUUUUUUCUUUGAAAACCUUCCUAGGUUAUUUUUGUGAUGAAAAUCUUUUACAACUGGGUUUUAUUAGGAGAAAGGGUUUUGUAUAAAUAUUUUGUCAGGAAAUUAUAGCAUUUUUAGAAUAUUUUUUAUGUUUAAAAAAAAAUAUUAUUUAUUUUUAACAUUUAUAGGUAACUCAACUAUACUCAACUUAAUAAUAAUUUUAUUUCUAAAACUCAAAAAUUUAAUCUUAAUAUAGUCAUUAUAAAACCUAUAAACUAGAAUGUAUAACAUAAAAAAAUAUAGUUUAUUCAAUUUUAUAUCUUAGUAAAAUUUAUAUGAGAAAUUUAAUCAAAAAUUAAAAAAUAUUAUCAUGUUAUUUUAGUUUUUUACCAUGUCAUCGGGUACAGAUUCACGAGUUAAUAUGAGUUUUAGAUUUUAAAGGAUUUUAAAUAAUAGAUUUUUAUUAAAUUAAAACUAGAUUAUAUAUGGUGACUGCGUUUACUGGUUUGACUGUGGAUACCACUUAUUAGUGUUUUGGUUCAUUUUAGUGGAAACUUAGACUAAAUGUUGAGGACUUAUUAAGAUAUUUUUUUUAAUAUUUGAAAAAAAUAUUUUGAGUAAUUUGUUUUUAUUGGAUAAUUCAGCUUAUAAAUAGUAUAUUUAAGAUAUUUGGUUAUUUAGAAAUUACAUAUAAUUAAUAUUUGUAGGUAUAUAAUUUGUAUUUUAAAAAUUCAGGUAUCUAUUUAUCUUGGUUCUAGAUAUAUAUGAUAUAUUCGGUUAUUUAUAAAUUUUGGUUCAAGUUUGGUUUCAUUUUUUCAAUUUGGUACGGAUUGAUUAUUCGGUUCUGAAUAAUAUGGCCAAACUUAUAAACUAUCUUAUAUAAAAAUUUAUAAUAAAAAUUAUUAAAUUCAAAAAAUAAAUCCGCGCUUUCUAAGCGCGGGUCAAAAUCUAGUAUUCUUUAUUACUAUUAGGACAUUAGGAGAGUGUAAAAACAAAUUGAAGAAUGUUGGGACGCACGCAAAAACAUUUGAUUGAAUUAUACAGUAUUUAUAAACCUCACACAUCAAAGGUUGUUAUAGGCUCGUCAUGCCUUGUAUAUCUACUUUAAAAUGGUAUGCUAUCGAAACAACAAAUGGGAAUAUAAGUCUGCGUGAAGGCCGCUUCAGGUGUACCAGAUGGUGACUCAUUCAUACCCGAUUGGUUCUUGGCUAUUAGUCCCGAGGGAAAGUUUUCGUUGGUGAAGUUCGAUGACAAUGAGAAUUGGGUGGCUAAUUCCGAUGUUGUAGUUGGAAUCAUCGAGGAAAAGUAUCCGGAGCCUUCCCUGGUGAUGUUCCCUCCUGAGUUUGCCUCUAUCGGUGCUAUUAUCAUGCUUCUGAAGAACAAAGAUCACGCCAAUGACGGAACUGAGAAGGUUUUGUUGUAUGAGCUCGAGGCGUUGGACAAUCACCUCAAGACUCACGGUGGCCCCUUCGUCGUUGGUGAAACUGUCACGGCGAAGCUUUACCAUCUAGAGAUCGCGUUAGGACAUUUCAAGGAAUGGCCUGCCCCUUAGAACCUGACCAAUGUCCAAUGUUUUCUUUGAAUUCUUUUUUUUUUAAAUCGAAAUAUACGCUGUUCUAACGCAAAGAUUAAAAUAACUCACCACAUAAAGAUGCUACAGAAUAUAUAACUAACUACUCAUAUGUAUCAAUCAUAUAAAAUUUGCAUGGAAACAUCAAAGAAAAUGAAGGAAGAAAAUUCUGACACAUCUUAUACAAUGAAAUGGAAGGAACAUUGUUUGAUGGUAAUAAGGAAGACAAGUCUCGGUUGAUGAAAUAAGAGCGUCUCCAUAUGCUAUAUUAUGAUAGACUCCAAAUUAAUUACAAUCUUCUCAGAUGCUUAAAGAAGACGAAUCACGUUUCUAGAUGCAUUAACAAACAUGACAAAAAAAAAA